Messenger RNA from Racocetra persica, 255 nucleotides. Lineage: Eukaryota; Fungi; Glomeromycota; Glomeromycetes; Diversisporales; Gigasporaceae. The record is from the annotation of a GenBank genome assembly.
AAGAUCGAGAAAUCAUGGCAACUCAAAGGUUUAUAAACAGCAAGAAAAGAGACCGUGUUGAAAGAGACCGAGAUGAUGAACCAGAAUCACCGGCUCCCUCAAACAAGAAGAGGAAUGUUGACCGGGGUAUUGAAAGUCUUGCUGCUACGGUGCCUCCCCGUCCGCCCAUCAAGUUAAAUCGCUCUGUGGAACAUAUCAAUGAUUUGGCUGCUUCAAUGCCAGUAACAUCAAUGAGUGGAAAAAGGAAUGAUAAGC